CUUGGUGUGUAUUCCCGCAUGAUAAACCUUGGGUGUGUGGUGAGACGGAGCUACUUUGUUCCGAGCCCAAGGUUUCUCAUGCACAUUGACACCAAUCACAAACUGAUCAGGUACAACAUGGUCAUAUUUGGGGGUAUUGAUGGAUAUUCACGCAAGAUCAUGUACCUGGGGGCUGCCCCCAAUAACCUAGCCUCAACCACCCUGGGCUUCUUCAUGGCAGCAGUGGAGCAGUUUGGCUUUCCAUUAAGGGUACGGGGAGACCAUGGCGUGGAAAACGUUGACGUGGCUCGUUUGAUGUUUUCAGUCCGAGGCACGGGGAAAGGCAGCUUCAUAGCAGGGAAGAGUGUGCACAAUCAGCGCAUAGAGCGGCUGUGGCGAGAUGUAUGGUCAGUGACAAGUGCCUACUACAACACCCUCCAUUCCCUCGAGGAUGAUGGUCUUCUGGACAUUUCAGAUAGUGUGCACCUCUUCUGCUGUCACUACACCUUCCUUCCUCGCCUACAAGCCAGCUUGAACACUUUCACUGAAGGUUGGGACAAUCAUGCUUUGAGUACUGAAGGGAAUCUGACUCCAAACCAGAUGUGGCAUCUCGGUCUCGUGCGGAAUCCAGUAGCAGAACCAGAGGGUACAGAGGUAUGUUAA
This is a messenger RNA of Neoarius graeffei (lesser salmon catfish), 642 nucleotides long. RefSeq lists its product as uncharacterized. Lineage: Eukaryota; Metazoa; Chordata; Actinopteri; Siluriformes; Ariidae. The record is from RefSeq and is a predicted model, not a curated record. The transcript has 5 exons. Bases 19 to 642 code for a protein of 207 amino acids.